Striga asiatica is the source of this 2945-nucleotide messenger RNA. The record is from the annotation of a GenBank genome assembly. Lineage: Eukaryota; Viridiplantae; Streptophyta; Magnoliopsida; Lamiales; Orobanchaceae.
AUGGCGAAAAAAUCAAGCUCAGAUAGUUCGAAGAAGAAGAAAAGUAAGAACAAGAUUAAGAGCAAGUUAAGCGUUCUCAAUUCAGAGGCAAAGAAAAACAAAGCACCCAAAGAAAAUCCAUUCGAGAGCAUUUGGUCUCGGCGCAAGUUUAAUAUCUUGGGCAAGAAACGUAAGGACGAAGAACGACGCCGUAUUGGGCUCUCUCGCUCACUCGCCAUUCAAAAGGUCCUGCUUUCGUUACUCUGUUCGUUUGAGCUUGUGAGGCAAAAGACACUGCUAAAGGAAUAUGAGCAGAGCGCAAAGUCUUCGGUCUUUGUUGAUAAGCGUAUUGGAGAGCAAAAUGAGGGACUCGGGGAGUUUGACAAGGCAAUUCUGAGGUCCCAACGCGAACGGCAGUUAACUCUGAAGAAGAAAAGUAAGUAUAAUUUAUCUGAUGGGGAGGAAGAUGACUUUGAGAUUCCAGAUGGUGGGUACUUUCCAGAAAGGGACGAUUUUGAAGAUGAUGUACCUUUGGAUGAGGAUGAUGCUGGCCAAUCAAUUGGAUAUCCAAAAAAAUUAAAUCUGGAUACCCGUGAAGCUGAAGAUGGUCCAGGAUCAAGAACAAUUGAAGAAAAUGCAGAUAGGCCUAAGAGCAAGAAAGAAGUAAUGGAGGAUAUCAUCACCAAAAGCAAGUUCUUCAAGGCUCAAAAAGCAAAGGAUAAGGAAGAAAAUGAGCAGUUCAUUGAACAAUUGGACAAGGAUUUUGCAUCUUUAGUACAGUCUGAGGCCCUCUUGUCCUUGACUGAGCCAAAUAAAAUGAAAGCCCUCAAGGCCCUUGUAAACAAUGUAUCAAUCGAUAACGCGAAAAAAGAGGAGAUGGAUAAUGUUCAGAAGAAAGUUUCCUUCCAGCAGGAGAAACCCGAUCAUUAUGACAAGCUAGUUGGUGAAAUGGCACUUGACAUGCGUGCUCGGCCAUCGGACAGGUCUAAGACACCCGAAGAGUUAGCUCAAGAGGAGAAAGAGCGUCUAGAGAAGUUGGAGGAAGAACGUCAGAAGAGAAUGGCUGUGGGCCAUGAUUCCAGUAAUGAAGAUGCCGACACAUCUGAGGAUGAUGAUGAUGAUGAAUCUGCAAAGGAGAGUACACAUAUAUCUGGGGAUGAUCUAGGUGAUUCCUUCUCUCACGAUGCCAAGCUGAAAACUAAAGCUAUCUGGAUCGAUGACAUUCUCAGAAAAGAAAAUGAUAACAAUAUCGAAAGUGAAGGUGCAACUACUUCUGGCGAAUCAGAAAACGAGGAGGAUGAUGAUGAUGAUGAGGAGGAGGAGGAGGAGGAGGAGGAUGAUGAUGAUGAUGACCAUGAUGAAGAUGAGAAGCCUCAGUCUCUGAAGGACUGGGAACAAAGUGACGAUGAAAACAUUGAAGCUAAUCUGUAUGAUGAGGAUGAGGAUGAGGAUGAAGAUGGUGAUGGAGGUGAAGGGGGUGAAAUAAUGAAAAAGAAAGAGAAAAAGAUAUCAGAAAGUAGGGUUAAACAGAAAGACAGUGAAAAUUCGUACAAUGGAAAAACUAAUGCUAAGGAGGAACCACUUAAAAAAGUGGAGCUUCCGUACACGAUUGAGGCACCAAAGAGUUUUGAUGAAUUUAGUGCAUUGGUGGAGAAUUGUUCGAAUGAUCAGAUUUUGGAAGCUAUUAGACGAAUCCGGACAUUUAAUGCCAUCUCCAUUGCUGCAGAAAAUAGGAAAAAGAUUCAGGUGUUCUACGGAGUGCUGCUGCAAUAUUUUGCUGUUUUGGCAAAUAAAAAGCCACUGAAUUUCGAAUUGCUUAAUAUGCUCACUAAGCCUUUGAUGGAAAUGAGUGCUGAGAUCCCAUAUUUUGCAGCCAUAUGUGCUCGUCAGAGGUUGCUUCGUACACGCACCCAGUUCUGUGAGGAUAUUAAGAAUACAGGAGAAAGCUGUUGGCCUUCCCUGAAGACACUUUUUCUAUUGAGGCUAUGGUCGAUGAUUUUCCCAUGUUCUGAUUUUCGUCAUGCUGUAAUGACCCCUGCCAUUUUGUUGAUGUCUGAAUACCUCAUAAGGUGUCCGAUUAUUUCGGGCCGGGAUAUUGCAAUCGGUUCCUUCUUGUGUUCCAUGGUGCUUUCUGUCUGUAGUCAAUCCCAAAAGUUCUGUCCCGAGGCUAUCACAUUUAUACAAACGAUGUUAAUGGCAUCUGUGAAUAAUAAACAAAGAUACAAAACAUCUCAGUUAUAUCAUCUUAUGGAGUUAAAAACGCUAAGGCCGCUACUCCAUAUGGAAGGCCGUGUUGAAGAAAUUAAUUCCUUAGAUUUUCUAGCAAUAAUGGACUUGCCAGAUGAUUCUCCUUAUUUUACAUCGGAUGAUUUCAGGGCCAGCAUUCUUUUUGCGAUAAUUGGAAAUCUGAAAGGAUUUGUCAAAAUUUUCGAGGGAUUCAAAUCCUUCCCUGAGAUAUUCCUGCCGAUUUCAGAAAUAUUAAACGGGCUCUCAGAAGAAGAUCUUCUACCCGAUCAAUUGAAGGCCGAAAUCAAAGACAUUACCCAACUUAUCGAGAAAAAAUCCGAAGAACACCACUUAUUACGUCAGCCAUUGAGAAUCCGAAAGCAAAAGGUUAUCAAAACAGCAAUCCCAAAGUUUGAGGAUAAUUUUGUUAAGGGGAGGGAUUAUGAUCCGGACAGAGAUCGAGCAGAGAGGAAAAAACUGAAGAGAAAAUUGAAACAGGAAGCUAAGGGGGCCAUGCGUGAAUUGAGAAAGGAUAAUUAUUUCUUGUUGGAGGUUAAAGAAAGGGAUAAAGCGCGAAUGGAGGAAGAAAAAGCUGAGAAGCUCGGCAAAUUUAGAUCUUUUCUUCAAGAACAGGAGCAUGCUUUUAAAUCCGGGCAGCUUGGGAAAGGAAAAGGCAGGAAGAGAAGGAGAUAAGGUUCUCUCACUUCUCUCUAUUUACAAUUUUUUUUUUUUUUUUUUUU